This is a messenger RNA of Myxocyprinus asiaticus (Chinese sucker), 6231 nucleotides long. RefSeq names its product band 4.1-like protein 3. NCBI's taxonomy places the organism in Eukaryota, Metazoa, Chordata, Actinopteri, Cypriniformes, Catostomidae. The transcript has 22 exons. Gene Ontology annotation, molecular function: structural molecule activity; actin binding. Gene Ontology annotation, cellular component: plasma membrane; cytoskeleton. Gene Ontology annotation, biological process: cortical actin cytoskeleton organization. The record is from RefSeq and is a predicted model, not a curated record. Bases 503 to 5146 code for a protein of 1547 amino acids.
UUUGUCAUAACUAUUAAUAUUAAAGUUUUUUUUCUCUCAAUAUUUUAACAUCUUCAAAUAUAAUCUAAAUGUGUAAAUGUUUUAAGACAUAAAAAUACGUUGUGAGCUCAUUCCUGAAUUUAUAAUAUUAAUGCAUUGAUUAAUAUGAUUCAUAAAAUAUCUGAUACACACAAAAAGAAUGUACAAUUGUAUUUGCAUGCAGAAAUAUUGUAUGCACUCAACUUGAAAUGCUUUGUGAGAUUCUGAUCACUCAAUAUAUUUUCAUGUUUCUUUUUCUCUUGUUAUAUGGAAUAAUGCAUCUUUGUGCUGUCCUCUAAUAUGGAUUUGUGCAUCUGGAUUUCGUCUCUGUUGCUGUCGGUGUAACUGGCCAUGACUGUGAAAGCAGACAACCUCAGGACACCACAGGCCCGACGCCACUCGACAGCACCAGAGUUUUGGAGAGAUUGAGUCAUCGUGAAGAGAAAUACAUCCCGCAGAAGUCUCCUGAACACACACAUAGAAGAUGAUGGAGUGUAAAAUCACUCUGCUGGACAGCACAGACUACACCUGCACUGUAGAGAAACGAGCGAAAGGACAGGCGCUGUAUGAUAAAGUUUGCGAUCACCUCAAUCUUCUGGAGAAAGAUUACUUCGGCAUCACGUACCGGGACGCUGAAAGCCAAAAAAACUGGCUGGACACUUCCAAAGAGCUGAAGAAACAGAUCAGAACUGGUCCCUGGAACUUUGCCUUCAACGUGAAGUUCUACCCUCCUGAUCCUGCACAGCUCUCUGAAGACAUCACCAGGUAUUACCUGUGUCUGCAGCUGCGAGAUGACGUGAUAUCUGGACGUUUACCGUGUUCUUUCGCCACUCACACCCUUUUGGGCUCUUAUACGGUGCAGUCUGAGGUGGGAGACUAUGACGCUGAUCUGCAGGGCCCCGGAUACGUCAGCGACGUGCGUUUGGCCCCAAAUCAGACCAAAGAACUGGAGGAGAAAGUCAUGGAGCUUCACCGCAGCUACAAAGGAAUGAGUCCUGCUGAAGCUGAGAUGCUGUUCUUGGAAAACGCAAAAAAACUCUCCAUGUAUGGAGUCGACCUGCAUCAUGCCAAGGACUCUGAGAGUGUGGAUAUCAUGCUGGGUGUUUCUUCCAGCGGCCUCCUCGUCUACAGAGAUAAACUGCGCAUCAACCGAUUCGCCUGGCCCAAAAUCCUUAAGAUCUCUUACAAGAGGAACAACUUCUACAUCAAAGUCCGACCAGGAGAGUUGGAACAGAUCGACAGCACAAUCGGAUUUAAACUCCCAAAUCACAAAGCGGCAAAAAGACUCUGGAAAGUUUGUGUAGAGCAUCACACCUUCUUCAGGCUGGUGUCCCCCGAAGCUCCUCCCAAACGCUUCCUGUCACUGGGGUCAAAGUUCCGCUACAGCGGGCGAACACAAGCACAGACUCGGCGGGCGAGCGCUCAGAUCGCACGUCCUGCCCCUCAGUUCCAGCGCACAAGCAGCAGACGCCACACCGUCGCAGUCAGCAUGGACAACACUCCAGCGGGUAACCAUGACAACAUGAAAAACUCCAAGCCUGUCAUUGCUACGGAUGACCUCAUCACUACAGAAACACCGGAGAAGAAAUUAGAGGAGAUAAACUCUGUGGAGAAGGAGAGUAAAACUGACGAAUCAGAACAAGCCCCGCCCACUUCGGUCACCAAGUCGUGUCCGUACUCGUCAGGUCCGUUAGGUUCCGAGCUCUCCCUCCCCUCCUCGCCUGUUUCCUCACCGAAAGUCCGCAGAAGACGUCGCGAGAGCAGUCGCAAGCGUGCCGCCUCCGUCAGUCCCGCCAAAACCACGGCAGGUUGCAGGCGGCGGCAGGCCCAAGCUGACCGCAAAGCCGCUCUGCUGGAAGAACAGGCACUCCUGCUGUCUGCUCGUAAACAGAGGCUGGACCAGAACCGGACCAGAGGAGGAACGCUCUUCUCGUUUUCCCUUCACCUGCCCGAACUCUCGGCGCUCCUGGAUGACGACGGUUACCUGAGCUUCCCUGAUCUCACGGAGCUGCGCUUCCUGCCCGAGAGCCUGCAGCACUUCAUGCCCAUCAAGUCUCCGUCUCUCAUUCCCUGUUUCCUCUUCAUUUUCUUCUUCCUCCUGUCCACGUCUUUCUCCGUUCCGUACGCUCUCACGCUGUCAUUCCCGCUGGCAUUGUGUCUGUGCUAUCUGGAGCCGAAGGCGGCAUCGCUCGGGUCGUCUCUGACGCAGGGUUUCCAGGACAGUUCAGAUGAUGAGACAGACAGCGAUCAAACUGACUUUGCUUGUGAUGACGACACUUCUGCGACUGAGUCAGACUUUGAGGACGACUCUGACACAAGGAUGCAGAUCUCCUCUGAGGUUAAAGCUGACCCUGAAGAUGUUUCAGAACAAUCAGAUCAUGUGACUGAUGCUGUUGAGAGUUCAGUUGAACUGCAGGAGGAGGUGUUUUUGGAGUCAGGGGUCAUAGAGGAGGUGAAGGAAACUUCAUCAGAGACCAUAACUGAGAAGACCACAGAGAGAGAGAUCCAAUGUGUGAAGAUGCAGUAUGAGGUUGAGAGGGCAGAAGAUAUGAGCUUAGCGCCCUCUGUUGGCGAAAAAGAAAAGUACAUUGUGGCUUUGAAUGAAGCUAUCGCAAUGGGGAGAUGCUCUGCACGUUCAUCUAGUGUAGAAGAUGAAAGUAUAGUUGAAAAAAAGGUAAAAGAAUGUGCCAUUCUGGAAGAAGAUGUGCUGGGAGCCAAAAGCUGCAUUGAACCCUUUAUUGGUUGGGCAGUACCUGUGGAAUCUGAUUGGCUUCCUGUACAAACCUCUUAUCAGACCAAAGGGAUUCUUGCUGGAAACCAAGAAGCGAUGUGCCAUGAAGAAGAAGAUGGUGGUGGUGUUGUAGAAAUGGACAAACACAUUGUCCUUUCAUGGGAACAGCCAGACCAAAGUAUUGACUCUGAAGAAGAGAUUAAGGAUACUGAACCCGGUGCCCUGAAAGAGAUCUCUUCAAAAACUCAAGACGAGGAGGAGGUGAUGUUGGAGAACGUGAACUCUAAUGAGAUGCCAGUAUUUUACAAUGACAACGUUGAGAAUUCCCAUCAAGAGUGGGUUGAUGAAGUGGUUGGGGACAUUAAGAACUUUGAUUAUUCUCAACACUUGUACUGUAAUGAAGAGGAACGUGUAGAGGAAAUCAUCAUCUUGGAGACCCAAGUUGAGAGGCAGCCCUGUGGAGAAAUGGAUGAACAGACUGUCCAGAUCUGGCAUGAGAGACACCAAAUGUUUGCAGAGGAGAUCGAGGAAACUGAAAUAGAUACUCCGCUUGGGAGAGAAGAAACCUUCUCUGAAACCCAAGACUGGGAGGAGUUGUUGGAGAAUGUGAACUCUAAUGAGAUGCCAGGAUUGUCCUAUGAUAAACUUGAGAAUUCCAAUCAAGAGUUGGUUGAUGAAGCCAUUGGGGACAUUGAAAAGUUCAAUUAUUCUCAACACUUUGACUUAAAUGAAGAAGAACCUGUGGAGGAACCCAUCAUCUUGGAGACUCAAUUUGAGAGGCAGACUGUCCAGAUCUGGGAUCAUGAACACCAAAGAAUUGAGUUUGCAGAGGAGAUCGAGGAAACUGAAAUGGAUACUCCCCUUGGGAGAGAAGAAACCUUUUCUGAAACCCAAGUCUGGGAGGAGUUGUUGGAGAAUGUGAACUCUAAUGAGAUGCCAGGAUUGUCCUAUGACAAACUUGAGAAUUCCAAACAAGAGUUGGUUGAUGAAUCCGUUGGGGACAGUGAAAAGUUAAACUAUUCUCAACACUUUGACUUAAAUGAAGAAGAACCUGUGGAGGAACCCAUCAUCUUGGAGACUCAAUUUGAGAGGCAGACUGUCCAGAUCUGGGAUCAUGAACACCAAAGAAUUGAGUUUGCAGAGGAGAUCGAGGAAACUGAAAUGGAUACUCCCCUUGGGAGAGAAGAAACCUUUUCUGAAACCCAAGUCUGGGAGGAGUUGUUGGAGAAUGUGAACUCUAAUGAGAUGCCAGGAUUGUCCUAUGACAAACUUGAGAAUUCCAAUCAAAAGUUGGUUGAUGAAUCCGUUGGGGACAGUGAAAAGUUAAACUAUUAUCAACACUUGGACUUAAAUGAAGAAGAACCUGUGGAGGAACCCAUCAUCUUGGAGACCCAAGUUUUGAGGCAGCCCUGUGAAGAAUUGGUUGAACACACUGUGUUGAUCUGGGAUCAAAAACAUCAAGGUAUUGAGGUUGAAGGGGAAAUCGAGGGAACUGAAAUUGUUACUUUCGUUGGUGGAGAAGAAACCUCUUUAGUAACCCAAGAUGAGGAGAUGUUGGAGAAUGUGAACUCUAAUGAGAUGUUGGAUUUAUUCCAUGACAGCAUUGAGAAUUUCAAUCAAGAGUGGGUUGAUGAAGUGGUUGGUGACAUUGACAAGUUGGACUUAAAUGAUGAGGAACAUAUUAUCUUGGAGAGCCAAGUGGUGAGCCAGCCCUGUGGAGAAUUUACACUUAAUACAAAGUUCAUAUCAUUGUCUGAAUGGAACAAAAGAGCAGACCAACCUCAAGAGGAGAUUGCCUACUUUGAAGACAAAGCAUUUCCUUUACCUACCCAUUUGGACGAGCAAUCAAGUUGCCAAAAGUCAAACGUUACUUAUAAAAAAGAGGAGGAGGAAGGAAGCGAGUUGGAUUGUGGAACAAACAAAGAGGAAGAUAUACAGGAAGUAAAUGAGGUGAAUCAGGAAGUGCACAAAUCCUCUACAUUACCUCCUCUAGAGUGUGAACAGUCAGAGGAGCCGGUGCUGGAUGAGAAGGUUAAAGACGUUCCUGUAGUUCACACCGAGACCAAGACCAUCACAUACGAGUCAUCGGAGGUUGAUGCCAAUGGUGACUCAGAUCCAGGAGUUUUAAUGAGCGCUCAGACCAUCACAUCAGAGAACAACAGUACUACAACCACCACACACAUCACGAAGACGGUGAAGGACGGAAUUUCAGAGACACGGAUUGAAAAGCGGAUUGUAAUCACUGGAGACGCAGACAUCGACCACGACCAGGCUCUGGCUGAGGCCAUUAAAGAAGCUAAAGCGCAGCACCCAGACAUGUCCGUCACUAAAGUUGUGGUACAUAAAGAGUCGGAGAUGUCACCUAUUGCAGGUGAUGUGUCAGUCACACAGGAAUAAAGUCCAAACCUUCCUGGUGGUCAUCAGCUGAGAGUACUAACCCACGACCUUUAACCUCAGACGACACAAGCUGUCAGAUUUCAUUUCAGUGCAUCAUCAGCUCCACCCAGAAUGCACCAAACAUGUGAUCUACAGCGAGAAGAGUUUCAUGCCAGCAAUUUAUGUACUCUCUGUUCUCCAAAACCUUAAAAAUGGGAAAAGUAACAUUUCCACACACACACACACACACACACACACACACACACACACACACACACACAAAAAGCCUUACAAUAUCUGUGAUUUUUCAGAAUGAUUUAAAUGUGUUUAAUUUAUGCAACUUCAGUUUAUUUAUAGUCCAACACUCUGAAGUGGAGAAUGUUGAUGCAUUGAAACAUUUUAAUUUGUAUGAAAGAAAAAAGCAACAAAAAAAAGAAAGAAAUCAACGUGCCAACAUGUUGCUAGGCUUUGUAACCUGUCUGGAAAAAACAUUUUUGAUCAGGUUAACAUAUCAAGAAUUGGUUUUUAAGUCCUGUAUAAAGUUUCCAAGCUUGUUAGUUAAGAAAACAGAAACUACUACCCCUAUAGAAUUCAGAUACUUAUUUUUACUUGAAUCAUAAAAGUAUUUUUAUCGCAAUGGUUGUUUCACAGUUGUUUUUCUUGCACCAAAUGACUGCGUAAAAUAAACAUGCAAAAAAUGUACAAUUUGUUGGAACAAUGCCACUAUAUUAAGGGCUGCCUUUGGUAACUUUGUAACCCAUAAAGAUUUAAAAAAAAAGCUUUUUUUUUUGUUUUGUGUUUUUGGCCACUCUGUCUCUUUAGUGUAGUCACAGAAUGGACCAGAAACGCACUAGCGUGCUUUUGGUUUUGUAUUAAAGUUUAGACAUAAGGGUUUGCAGUAGAAAUCUCUAGAUCUGACCAUUUGACCAUUUCUUACAUUUGACCCUACAAGAAAAAGGUCAGAGGUGUAGUAUUUUUCUAGUGCUCUGUAGUGCACGCCUAACACACAGCACCUCUGCAUAUGAAAGCAAAAAACAACAAUGAAUGCAACUGAUGUGAUUCAUUUUGAGUUUUUAUUAUUUUGGAAUAAAAUAUUGCUGAAAUCA